AUGCAUGAAGAGAUGCCCGAAAUAAUGGAGCGUCGAGCCACGUCGGCGUCUAUCCCGACUUCUAAAUCAUCGGUAAAACCUCUUCCAGUUCCAAAACUAUCAGAAGGAGCUACUCCAGUCGAGUCAGCUCUGAAAUCCAAAAGAUUCAGUCUUGUCCAUAUGCCAACAAAACAAGAACGACGAGUUACAAUCAGACCAUAUGAAAGCUUCAGAGAACGAAAAGAAGAGAAGCCGGACACAAUCACAUUCGGAUACGCUGCUUUGAGUACGAAUGAAGAUGAAUCAAGGAAAGAUAUGGAGAUGGAAGAGGGACGACCCGUAUCUCCAUCCCCAUCAAUAUUCUCAAUCUAUGGAGAUGAACCUGGACCAUCUACAAUAUGCGAACAACCAGUUGGUGCUCAAGCCGACGUCUUCAUCUCAUCUCUAGGAGAGAAAAAGCUGACACAAAUCAAGAAAUAUUUGGAUUCGACUCCUCGAGAGGAGCACAUGUACUUUUUAUGGGUAAAAGAUUCCGAGGUUAACAAGAUCACUGUGAUAUCAAUAAAAACAUUGGAGAAUCAUCUGAAAAACGACAGUCGUGUGAGGAGAGUAAAAUGGAGACACUUAUCAUCUGAAAGGGUGUCAAUCUAUCGAUACAGUCUGCCAGCAAUCACUUAUGAGAAAUCCAAAAUGUGCAAAGAAUGUCUCUGUCGUCACAAAAAGCUGUGUCUACUACUCGUCUGGCUUGCCUUUGUCCUUUUCCUCUGCCUCGUCGUCGUCCUUGGAUCCCUUUCUCCAGAUGAUCGAGCUCAUCCAUUUGCACAUAAUCAAUCAAAGACAAUUCCACCUCAAUCACUUCUCCUUCCACAACAAUCUCCUCCACAACUUUCGGCUGUUCUUCUGAAUACGUCGUUGGUUGGAUGA
Caenorhabditis remanei is the source of this 903-nucleotide messenger RNA. RefSeq lists its product as uncharacterized. The transcript is spliced from 6 exons. The record is from RefSeq and is a predicted model, not a curated record. The coding region runs from base 1 to 903 and encodes 300 amino acids. Lineage: Eukaryota; Metazoa; Nematoda; Chromadorea; Rhabditida; Rhabditidae.